AUGUCGAUUCUCUGUCCUCAAGCUUCAGCAUUGUCUACAGGUGUGCAAACACUCUUACAAUGGUCUGCAACUCCAUUUACUCAAGCCGGUCCUACAGGUGUUCAAUUACAACAGUUUACCCAAUCACCUCAACAACAACAGAUUCAAGCACAAGCUCAUCAGUUACAACCAGCUCAACAGCCAACUUAUAUCCAACAACAUCAGCAACAACCAACAAUGAUGGCAACUGACGUCCCUGUCAGUGGUCAACCUGAUACUGUAGCUGCAUGCUCCGAUGCUACUCCCCAGUUUAUCAUUCUGGCACCAGGAGCUCCAUUAAAACUCAUGACUGUUGGUCCUAACGGUCAGUUGAUUCAAACCACUGGUGUACCACAGUUUAUGCCCACUGCUUCUGUUGGAAUGCCUAUCAAUCAACCAACUGCUACUCUCCAACCUCAGCAAACAUCAGUUCAAGUACUCCUCAACGCCGAGUAA
Molecule: messenger RNA, 474 nt
Organism: Trichobilharzia szidati
Lineage: Eukaryota; Metazoa; Platyhelminthes; Trematoda; Strigeidida; Schistosomatidae
Source: the annotation of a GenBank genome assembly